Molecule: messenger RNA, 777 nt
Organism: Achroia grisella
Lineage: Eukaryota; Metazoa; Arthropoda; Insecta; Lepidoptera; Pyralidae
Gene: Scp1
Product: sarcoplasmic calcium-binding protein, alpha chain
Exons: 4
Coding region: 88-663 (191 amino acids)
Molecular function (GO): calcium ion binding
Source: RefSeq, a predicted model, not a curated record
GCAGUCGCCGAGCGACCGCCGCCGCGCUCCUUGCCUCGCUAACAUACUCUCAAAUCCAUAGAGUGUAGUCGUAAAGUUUUAAUCGACAUGGCAUACACAUGGGACAACAGGGUCGCGUUCGUGGUCCGAUAUCUUUAUGAUAUCGACAACAACGGUUAUCUAGACUCGCACGACUUCCAAUGCCUUGCGCUGCGAUCGUGCGUGCUCGAGGGCAAGGGCGACUGCAGCGCAGCGCGUCUGCAGAAGUACCAGCACAUCAUGCUCAGUCUCUGGGAGGAGAUCACCCAGCUGGCGGACUUCGAUAAGGACGGCAUGAUCACAGUGGACGAAUUCAAACAAGCAGUCAAGAACAGCUGUGUAGGUAAGAAGUACGACGACUUCCCACAAGCAUUGAAGGCGUUUAUCGAGUCCAAUUUCAAGACGAUCGACAUAAACCAAGACGGUGUGAUCGGCAUUGAAGAGUUCCGGUACGACUGUAUUCAGAGAAUGGUCGUGGAAGAGAUCAAAGUUAUUGACGACGCAUUCAGCUCACUGUUAAAUGACGAUGACAGAAAGAAAGGUGGCAUUACGGUAUCCAGGUAUCAAGAACUUUUCGCCCAAUUCCUAGGUGACACCACCGACAGUUGUCAAGCGAAGUACCUGUUUGGCCCCUUAGAGAUAUAAUUAUAACCUGCUAUAGGUUAAGCUAUGACUGACACACCUAUUUAAUUCAAUUUUUAUUAUAAAACAACAUCAAUAAAGUUUAGCCUUUAAGGACUUCUCGAACUAUCAAAUGUU